UUCUAUUCUAUAUUAUGCUAGGAAACAAGCUGAAACUUGCCUGCCAGACCUGUAAAACAGCUCAGAUUUGACAUGUCCUGGGAGAGAGCAGAGCUGGCACACACACUGCUGGUGUAUAAGCAGCACAGAAUUUGCUUGAGCUGGUCUGCUGGUAAAGAAUGUGGAUUCUGACAUCUGAAGAGAGUGGUUUUGCCUUUCUCACAGAUGUACUUACCUCGGAGUAGCGCCCGGGAGCGCAACUGCGUGGAAAAGCAGCACGUCAGAGCACAAAUUAUGUCACGCAGCCCAAUGACUGCAGGAGAUCCCGGCUCGGAGCUCGCCUGGGGAUAUAAAGCUGGCUGAAGGAGCUAAAGUAGCGGCGAGGGGAGCGGGAGGGAAGCACAUCGCGGGAGGCAGGAGCAUCUCCCCGCUCCUGCUGCCCGUGUGCAGCCCCCGAGCGCGCCGGGGCUGAGCGAGGCGGGAGCGGCUCUCCCGGCACACGGAGCGAGUUCUGCUCUCGCAAAUGAACUCUUCCACAACUGGAGGGGCAGAGCGUUCCAGAGAUGCUAUCCUCUUUUGUCUGGCUCACCCUUCCCUUGGUUAACGCCUUUGUGACCCCAGGAAAGUCGCCCCUCAAUGGGAGCCUGGAGAAGACUUUUGUAGUCCCGAACGUGUCGGCUUUCUUUCCCUGGGAUAAUGACAGCCUGGCCGACUGGCAGAGCUUUGUGGACAGGAGCCGCUACGGAGCGGAGUCGCAGAGCACCACGGUGAAAGCCCUGCUCAUCGCAGCGUACUCCUUCAUCAUCGUCUUCUCCCUCUUCGGCAAUGUCCUGGUCUGUCACGUUGUCAUCAAGACGAAGCGCGUACACUCCGCCACCAGCUUGUUCAUUGUGAACCUGGCCGUGGCUGAUAUCAUGAUCACGCUCCUCAACACUCCCUUCACGCUGGCUCGUUUUGUGAACAGUACCUGGAUCUUUGGGAAGGGGAUGUGCCACGUCAGCAGGUUUGCACAGUACUGCUCCCUCCAUGUCUCUGCCUUGACCCUUACAGCCAUUGCUGUGGACAGGCACCAGGUUAUAAUGCACCCCCUGAAACCUCGCAUAUCUACUGGAAAAGGUGUUAUCUACAUCUCUGUAAUCUGGAUCAUGGCAACUUGUUUUUCCCUUCCACAUGCUAUCUACCAAAAGCUCUUUACCUUUGAAUACAGUGAGGAUGUUACCCGCUGCCUGUGUCUGCCAGAUUUCCCUGAGCCUGCUGAACUCUUUUGGAAGUACCUGGAUUUAACAACCUUCAUUCUGCUCUAUGUCCUGCCCCUUCUGAUCAUCUCUGCUGCCUACGUGACAGUGGCAAAGAAACUCUGGCUGCGCAAUGUCAUCGGGGACGUCACCACCGAGCAGUACGUCGUCCUGCGCAAAAAGAAUAAGAAGACCAUCAAGAUGCUGAUGCUCGUUGUCAUCCUCUUUGCGGUUUGCUGGUUCCCCUUGAAUUGCUACGUUGUCCUCCUCUCCAGCCAGACCAUCCACACCAACAAUGCCCUGUACUUCGCCUUCCACUGGUUUGCAAUGAGCAGCACCUGCUACAACCCCUUCAUCUACUGCUGGCUCAAUGACAGCUUCCGAACAGAACUGAAGGCUUUGCUCAACAUGUGCAGAAAACCCCACAGGCCCACGGAACAGAGGCUUCCCUCCACAGUCCCAUCCUACCGACUGGCUUGGCCAGAAAACAGCAACUUCAAGAGGUUGCAGGCCUCCCGUGCCCUUCCACCAUCCUCUGCCAUCCAGUCAGGAAAGACAGACAUUUCUGCGGUUGAGCCGAUAGUAGCUGUGGGCUAAACAGUGACCUUGGACUGCACAAGAGCUGAAAUGGUGGGAAGAUGUGCAGCCCUAUCACACAGCAGGUGAUAAAACCAAGAAGGACGUUCUACAGGAGGCAGUAUGAAAGAUCUGCAUGUUUGAUGCUGGCUGAUGACAAUGGUGUGGAGACCCUAGAGGGGAGAAAGUAAACUCUCCCCAGGAAGGAACUUCUGUCUUUGUCAAUUUUGGGCUGGCUUGCAGGAUGGGAUUCUCUGCAUGUCUGUUGCUGUUACCUGCAUGACUAAGCCUUUUUUAGAGCCAGGACUGGCUGUGGGUGUGUUUUGGUGGUACUUAACAGUCUCAUCACAUCAGCUCUCCUUUCCCCUUUUCUGAGUCUCCUUGUAGCAACAUGGAAAUGGUUGAGAUGCAGACCUUUAUGCUGCUGAGAUCCAAUGCAAUGAGGUAGGAAAGCAUUUUUUCUGAACUGGGGUCUGAAAAGUCAAGAGGUGUUCAGAAUGAAUGAAGAAAUCUAUUAUAUAUUUUGUUGUUGUUGUUGUUGUUACAAAGACACUUAGAGAAAUGGAGGAUAUGAGAGACAGUGAUAAAUAGGAGUCUCUUACAUCACAGGCACUUUUUCUAAAAUAGGUUUGAAGAAAAGUGGAUGCCUAUUCUUCAAAUAAGUAGAUGGCUUUUUCUUCAAAUAGAUAACUAAACCCAAAAAAGCAUACAAAAAGUUGGACAUAACAUUCACAGUUGGGGAAUGGAUAAUUAAGUUCUAUUGUGGAAUUGGACUAGAACCUUUAAUCAAAAUACCUUUGUGUCAUUGUCAAGUUGCAGCUAAAGGAUCACAGAGUUUGGCUUUUUAACUUGCCUUUGAAUGUUGCUCUCUUACCCUGUAAAGCCCCUGUGUACUUGUCACUUCAGACAUUUGGGACAUUUCAUUCCAACUAAGAAGGGAGCUUUCUAAAAUCAGUUCAUAAAUGAACUGCUUUGGGAGAAGGGUUGAUAUCUCUGAUAGCGAGUAAUAAAAGUAGAACAUUUGUCUGCAACUUAUCCUCUGGUGAUUGUACAAUUUUGGUGCAUUUAAGGAUAGUUGAGAUGUGUCCUAUUUGGAGUGGCUAAGAAAAUUCAAGAAUGUAAGUGUCUGAAGUAGAUUUCAGAACUUAAUGUUCUUAGCAGAAGAAAAUAUGGGAUUGAAUAAAAAUGGUAUUCCAAGAACUGUACCUUAUAUUGCACAGAAGAACAAUACCCUGUGCUGUGGAAAUUAGCUUGAACAUCACACCAGGGUGCCCCAUUCCACAUUUAAUUUGCAGCAUUAAGCAGUGAAGUGAGAAAAAUCUUAUUAUAAAUGGGAAAAAAAAAAAAAGGUGAGGCUGUUUUUCUCAAUGUCCUGUAAUAAACUUACAGUUCUGAAAUAA
Molecule: messenger RNA, 3190 nt
Organism: Parus major (Great Tit)
Lineage: Eukaryota; Metazoa; Chordata; Aves; Passeriformes; Paridae
Gene: GPR83
Product: G protein-coupled receptor 83
Exons: 4
Coding region: 543-1811 (422 amino acids)
Biological process (GO): neuropeptide signaling pathway
Cellular component (GO): membrane
Molecular function (GO): neuropeptide Y receptor activity
Source: RefSeq, a predicted model, not a curated record